UGUCUUGCUCGAUCUAUCUAAACGGUCUAUAGUGUAUAAAAGUAAUUACAUUAUCAGACAGAAAUAUUUAUUAUUAAUAUUAAUCAAUGAUGGACCAGCUCAUAACAUUUUGUUUUAAAAGUAAUUGUUUUUAUCAUAUUUCUUUUUCAAAAAGCGUAUUUAAUGAUUUUUGUCCUUCACGAGAUCUCAUCUCCGACAACCCCGCCCCCUUUUCAUUUGUACUUUACCCCCCAUUGGUUGAUAGAGCCGUCACUGAAGGGAACCCGGAAGCAGCGUGUCGCACGGGCACAGUUCACUUUCACACGUAACGUCAUGAAAAUAAUAAUAAGAAGAAACACACUUUUAUAAAACUUAUUAACAACAUGAACUGAACAAGACUGACACGUUAGCACCGUGUAGCUCAGGCGUUAGCACCGGGACGACUCCGCUCGGUGUGUGGAUCCGGUCCAAUGGCAUCUCUGCUGGGCCUCAGGCGGCUCUCCGCCUCCUGGUGGACUGCGUGAAGAAGACUCCGGUGUCUCGCAGAGCAACUCUGAAGCUGGAGCCGGAGGACGACGUGUCCGUGCUGAAGGAUUCCUGUGUCCAGUCGGGGGCAGCCUGAGGACGACUCUGAAGAGAAGAUGCUGACGAUGACGUCGGGUCAGGAGGAGUGCUGCUCCGGCGUCAAGGCGGAGAUCUGUUUAUUCAAAGAAGAAGAGGCGUCGGAGUGCGAUGACGGAGAACUCCAGCGACGUCACGCGGGGGCGACUGGGACGCCGUCACAGGACGACAAACUCCCCGAGUCGCUCGGAUCAGACUCGCUGACGGGCGGCAUGAGGACGUCACGCCGCCAGAGCGGCUGAGCCCGGAGAGAAGAACCUGAGGGAAAGUGCGUCCACACCCCGAUCGCACCGCUGCGAGCGUUGUGGGAAACCCUUUGUGAGGAGGUACAACGUCAUCCGACACCAGAGGCAUCACUGCAGCGUCUCGGCGUCGAAGCAGACGCAGCCGGACACGUUUUCAAGCAGCGGCCGCAGCCGGUCGUUUCGGACCAGGCGCCACUUGAGGCUUCAUUCGCGCGUUCACAAAGAAAACCACCGGGGGGAAGUGCCGUCGGAGGCGCCGCGAGAAAGACGCCGCGCCUGCACGCGGUGUGAGAAGAGCUUCUACCUGUCGCACACCCUGCGGCAGCACCUGCUCACCCACACCGGAGAGAAGUCCUUCAGCAGGGAAGGCACCCUGAAGCAGCACCGGCUGGUGCACACCCGCGAGAAGACCUUCAUGUGCGAGCACUGCGGCAAGACCUGCGCCCGUAGGGGGGACCUCAAAACCCACCUGCUCAGUCACUCCGAGGAGAGGCCGUUCCGCUGCAGCUAUUGCGAGAAAACCUUCGAGCAGGCGUCCAAGCGGAAGCGGCACGAGCGCCUCCACACAGGCGAGAGACCGUACCAGUGCCCGUCGUGUCCGAAGCGCUUCAGGAUUCACGUGUCGCUGGCGGCGCACCAGCUCACCCACACGGGCGAGAGGCCCUUCAAGUGCACCGUGUGCCCGAAGGCCUUCGGCGACAAGAACAACCUGAAGAAGCACCAGAUGAUUCACACCGGGGAGAAACCGUACAGCUGCUCGCACUGCGGCAAGAGCUGCCGCCUCCUGCAGCACCUGAUCAGCCACCAGCGCAGCCACACGGGCGAGAAGCCGUACGCGUGCGAUUCGUGCGGCAAAGGCUUCGCCCAGCUCUCCACUCUGAAGACGCACCGGUCCGUCCACGCCGAGAGGACGCUGCGCUGCUCCCUGUGUGGGCAGCAGUACCCGGACCGGGCGGCGCUCACCGACCACGAGUGCAGGGAGACGUCGGAGAAGCCGCACCGAUGCCCGCAGUGCGGCAAGUGCUUCGGCCAGGCAGUGAACCUCAGGAAGCACCGGCUGAUCCACUCUGGCGAGAAGCCGCAAGCGCUUCAACCACAAGGGCAAUCUGACAAAGCACUGCGCAUCCACACGGACGAGAGGCCGUUCAAGUGUGAACGCUGCGAGCGAAGCUUCAGACUCCUGCAGCAUCUCACCAGCCACAAGGCCACGCACAACAAGAAGGACGCAGAGAGUCGAGGACUCUGAUCCGUAAACGGGAAGUUCGUCCAUCUUGUCCAUGUGGGAGACCCUAAACACCGUGCUCCUGGGUUUUAAGCUUUGAGAUCGUUUUUUUGUCUUCACACUUGGUGGGGAAAUGAUUCCAACACGAAUGGUCCACGUGAAAAUUGUGGUUUGGAGAUCUACGGAUUAAUGGCGGCGCCCGUAUGUGAGAGAUUUGAGCUAUGGGGGGAAGAGGAGAAAGAUAUUUCACUACGGUUGAAAAGGUGCAAAUGUCAUCUGAUGGAACAAAAUCUAUUGUUU
Molecule: messenger RNA, 2367 nt
Organism: Scophthalmus maximus (turbot)
Lineage: Eukaryota; Metazoa; Chordata; Actinopteri; Pleuronectiformes; Scophthalmidae
Product: oocyte zinc finger protein XlCOF15-like
Cellular component (GO): nucleus
Source: RefSeq, a predicted model, not a curated record